AUGGCUCAACCUACCAGACAGUGGGGUGUGACACCCCCAAUCUCGACUGUUCUACCUACCAAAGAUGAGUUGGUUGCCAACGAUGACCUUAUCGCGGAGCUGAAAGCACAAGACAACUUUGAACCUCCUAGCGAGACUGAGCGGCGACAACAAAUGCUUCAACUACUCCAACGUGUUGCCUUGGAGUUUGUGAAGCUUGUCAGUCGCAGGAAAGGAUUGUCCCCUGCGGCGGUUGAGGCCUCUGGUGGAAAGAUCUUUGCUUACGGAAGUUACCGUCUCGGUGUUUAUGGUCCAGGAUCCGAUAUCGAUACCCUCGUCGUCGGUCCACAGCACGUUCUCAUCGAAGAUUUCUUUGCCGAUUUCCUACCCGUUCUCGAAAGAUUGGCCCCGGAAGGAACAAUUGAAAAAAUGACACCUGUUCCGGAUGCCUUUGUACCUAUCAUCAAGCUUGAGCUUGCUGGUAUCAGCAUCGAUCUGAUCUUCGCUCGACUUAUGGUUCCUUCUGUACCGAUGAAUCUUGACUUGAAGAAUAAUGACUAUCUGCGUGGGCUGGACGAGAAAGAGGUCCGAUCGCUCAAUGGCACUCGUGUCACGGAUGAGAUUUUGGAGCUUGUUCCGCAACAAAAGACUUUCCGUCUGGCAUUGCGUGCAAUCAAACUAUGGGCUCAACGCCGCGCGAUAUAUGCAAACAUUGUCGGUUUCCCGGGAGGUGUCGCAUGGGCCAUGUUGGUAGCGAGAGUUUGUCAAUUAUACCCCCAAGCGACUGGUUCGGUAAUUGUGGGCAAGUUCUUCCGUAUAAUGAACAAAUGGGCAUGGCCGCAGCCUGUUCUGCUCAAACCAAUCGAGGAUGGACCUCUGCCGAUGAAAGUUUGGAACCCAAAGAUUUACCACGGUGACCGUUUCCACCUCAUGCCUAUCAUCACCCCUGCCUACCCUUCCAUGUGUGCAACUCACAACAUUUCUGUGUCAACAAAGACCGUGAUUCUUCGGGAGCUCCAAAGAGGAGGUGAUAUGGUUGAUAAGAUUUUCAUGAAGCAACUUACCUGGAAUGAUCUGUUCACUCGUCACUCCUUUUUCACCAACGCCUACAAGUAUUACCUCAGCAUCACCGCCUCGAGCAGAACCAAGGAAGCGGAGGGUAUCUGGUCGGGUCUUGUGGAAUCCAAGCUUCGGCAUCUAGUGGGAGCUCUGGACCGGAAAGCCGUCAUUGCCGUGGCUCAUCCCUUCCCAAAAGGCUUUGAACGAGUUCAUAUCACAAAGAACGAGCAAGAGGUUGAGGCAGUCAAAAAUGGAUCUACCAAGUACCAGGCCAAGGGAACCACAACGGAGACAACUGAUGAGACCAAAGAUGCUGCUCACCAGGCUGCCGCCGAGAGUGGCGCGGAGAACGUGUCAGUCCCGGAGCCCUCUGAAAAGCUGGCCGAAAAAACUGAUGGCCUGACCAUGUACACUACGACCUACUAUAUCGGACUCGAGUUGAACCAGCUGGAACAAGGUGCUCCACGAUCUUUGGACAUCUCGACCGACUCUCAGAUAUUCAAAUCUACUUGCACAUCAUGGCCUGGGUAUCAACCCGAGGUAAUGGACCUGGCAGUCACACAUGUCCGCAGUUUUGAUUUGCCAGAUGAUCUGUUCGAGCCUGGCGAAACCCGCCCAGUUAGGAAAACUAAGAAAGUUCCAAAGAAGAAUGUCCAGAAGACCGACGGGGCCAGUCAGGGCCAAAAGCGAAGCAUCGAUGAGUUGGACGUCCCGGCACACAGUACCGCCAAACGCCAGGUGACACCGAAUACCAUUUCAGCUGCCCCUGCGUGA
Penicillium odoratum is the source of this 1812-nucleotide messenger RNA. RefSeq names its product polynucleotide adenylyltransferase. Gene Ontology annotation, cellular component: nucleus. The record is from RefSeq and is a predicted model, not a curated record. Lineage: Eukaryota; Fungi; Ascomycota; Eurotiomycetes; Eurotiales; Aspergillaceae. The transcript has 8 exons. Bases 1 to 1812 code for a protein of 603 amino acids. Gene Ontology annotation, molecular function: poly(A) RNA polymerase activity; RNA binding.